GAUGACAUCAUUUGCAUAGGGUUGAAGUGGGGGGUGGAAGUAACAAAGCGGCGCCUGCACGCUUACUGCCGGCGUUCAGUAGGCCCCUCCUGCCCGGGGCCAUGCACCCCUGAGUGGCGGCGUCUGGACCCCGGGCAGCCCCAGAGAGCCGGAGCCAGAGAACGAAGACGGGGCCAGGACACCUGCUGGGGGCUUGGAUGCCCGGCUGCCUCUGAGGACAUCUUUGGAGCGAGGGUGGCUUUGGGGUGGGGGGUUGUGCCGCAGGGAAUCCAGCCAGGCCCCAAGAUGGACACUUCUGGGCACUUCCAUGACUCGGGGGUGGGGGACCUGGAUGAAGACCCCAAGGGUCCCUGCCCGUCGUCCGGGGAUGAGCAGCCGCCGCCGCCGCCGCCGCCGCCGCCCCCAGCAGCCCCCCAGCAGCCCCCGGGACCCCUGCUGCAGCCUCCGCAGCAGCCCCAGCAGCAGCCAGCGCGUCCCCUGUCUCUGCUCGCCCAGGUCCAGAGCCAGCCCGUCCAGCCCGGCCUGCCGCACUCCUCACCCACGACGCUCAGGGGCCCCCCUUCGGCCAACUCCACCGCUGCCCUCCGCCCCUCCUCCAGGCAAGGCAGCCAGUUCAAUCUCAAUGACCACUUGCUCGGCCACUCUCCGAGCUCCACAGCCACAAGUGGGCCCGCUGGCGGCGGCCGGCACCGGCAGGCCAGCCCCCUGGCGCACCGGCGGGACAGCAACCCCUUCACGGAGAUCGCCAUGAGCUCCUGCAAGUACAGCGGGGGGGUCAUGAAGCCCCUGAGCCGGCUGAGCGCCUCCCGGAGGAACCUCAUCGAGGCCGAGCCCGAAGGCCAGCCCCUCCAGCUCUUCAGCCCCAGCAACCCCCCCGAGAUCAUCAUCUCCUCCCGGGAGGACAACCAUACCCACCAGACCCUGCUCCACCCCCCCAACGCCACCCACAACCACCAGCACGCCGGCCCCGGCCCCGGCCCCGGCCCCGGCCCAGCCGCCUCCGCCGGCAGCGCCACCUUCCCCAAAGCCAACAAACGGAAAAACCAAAACAUUGGCUAUAAGCUGGGACACAGGAGGGCCCUGUUCGAAAAGAGGAAGCGUCUCAGUGACUAUGCUCUGAUUUUUGGGAUGUUUGGAAUUGUUGUCAUGGUGAUAGAGACCGAGCUCUCUUGGGGUUUGUACUCAAAGGAUUCCAUGUUUUCGCUGGCCCUGAAAUGCCUUAUCAGCCUGUCUACCAUCAUCCUCUUGGGCUUGAUCGUCGCCUACCACACGCGAGAAGUCCAGCUCUUCGUGAUUGACAAUGGCGCGGACGACUGGCGGAUAGCCAUGACCUGCGAGCGCGUCCUGCGCAUCAGCCUGGAGAUGCUGGUGUGCGCCAUCCACCCCGUCCCCGGCGAGUACAAGUUCUUCUGGACGGCGCGCCUGGCCUUCUCCUACACGCCGUCGCGGGCGGAGGCCGACGUGGACAUCAUCCUGUCCAUCCCCAUGUUCCUGCGCCUGUACCUGAUUGCCCGCGUCAUGCUGCUGCACAGCAAGCUGUUCACGGACGCCUCGUCCCGCAGCAUCGGGGCGCUCAACAAAAUCAACUUCAACACCCGCUUCGUCAUGAAGACCCUCAUGACCAUCUGCCCCGGCACCGUGCUGCUGGUGUUCAGCAUCUCGCUGUGGAUCAUCGCCGCCUGGACCGUGCGUGUCUGCGAAAGGUACCACGACCAGCAGGACGUGACCAGUAACUUCCUGGGUGCCAUGUGGCUCAUCUCCAUCACCUUCCUCUCCAUCGGUUACGGGGACAUGGUCCCACACACGUACUGUGGGAAGGGCGUCUGUCUCCUCACCGGCAUCAUGGGCGCGGGCUGCACUGCCCUCGUGGUGGCCGUGGUGGCCCGGAAGUUGGAGCUCACCAAGGCGGAGAAGCACGUGCACAACUUCAUGAUGGACACCCAGCUCACCAAACGGAUCAAGAACGCCGCGGCCAACGUCCUUCGGGAAACGUGGCUGAUCUACAAGCACACGAAGCUGCUGAAGAAGAUCGACCACGCCAAGGUCCGGAAGCACCAGAGAAAGUUCCUGCAAGCUAUCCACCAACUGAGGAGCGUCAAGAUGGAGCAGAGGAAGCUUAGCGACCAGGCCAACACCCUGGUGGACCUCUCCAAGAUGCAGAACGUCAUGUACGACCUGAUCACGGAGCUCAACGACCGCAGCGAAGACCUGGAGAAGCAGAUCGCCAGCCUGGAGUCCAAGCUGGAGCACCUGGCGGCCGGCUUCAGCUCCCUGCCCCUCCUCAUCGCCGACGCGCUCCGCCAGCAGCAGCAGCUCCUGUCUGCCCUCGCCGAGGCCCGGGUGGGCGCGGCGGGCACCCCGCACACGCCCCCGCCCUCCGACAGCCCCCUCGGGGUCAGCUCCGCCUCCUUCCCGACCCCGUACACGAGCUCCAGCAGCUGCUAAAUGAACGCCCGCUCCGGAAGCGGAACCCAUAGGUCUUAAGAUGCAAAUCGACUCUGUCCUGGUCACUGCGCCAUCAAGGAACGAUCAGACCAGGGAGCGCAAAGAAGAGAGACCGGCUAAUUAAGUAGCUCCCGUUCGUUCGGCGUGCUUGGUUGGAUACGCCUCGAAACCGGAAAUCUAAUCUUUGUU
Molecule: messenger RNA, 2634 nt
Organism: Neofelis nebulosa (Clouded leopard)
Lineage: Eukaryota; Metazoa; Chordata; Mammalia; Carnivora; Felidae
Gene: KCNN3
Product: potassium calcium-activated channel subfamily N member 3
Exons: 9
Coding region: 286-2445 (719 amino acids)
Biological process (GO): potassium ion transmembrane transport
Cellular component (GO): neuron projection; plasma membrane; neuronal cell body
Molecular function (GO): small conductance calcium-activated potassium channel activity; calmodulin binding
Source: RefSeq, a predicted model, not a curated record